Micropterus dolomieu (smallmouth bass) is the source of this 4431-nucleotide messenger RNA. RefSeq names its product adenylate cyclase type 8. The record is from RefSeq and is a predicted model, not a curated record. The transcript has 23 exons. Gene Ontology annotation, cellular component: plasma membrane. The coding region runs from base 4 to 3531 and encodes 1175 amino acids. Gene Ontology annotation, molecular function: adenylate cyclase activity. Lineage: Eukaryota; Metazoa; Chordata; Actinopteri; Centrarchiformes; Centrarchidae. Gene Ontology annotation, biological process: adenylate cyclase-activating G protein-coupled receptor signaling pathway; cAMP biosynthetic process; intracellular signal transduction.
GUGAUGGAGAACGGCGACUGCGAGAUGGCGCGGCACACCAGUGACAUCACCUUCAGCACGAACAUAAGCCCCGCCACAAGCCUGACGAGGAAACACCUGAUGUGGCAAAACGCCGUUAGAAACAUCAUCGACCAGCACAACCUGUACUCGCUCAGGCUCGCCGGAGGCCUGGAGAGAGGCAGACACCGCAUCACCGUCACAGACGCCUACAUCGCCGACAUCAACAGGCAGAUCCGCUCUAAGGCGUCUCGCGGAGCGCUCUGGCAGAAGCGGCGCUCGUCAGCCGCUCGUAUCCACCCGUCGACGCCGAGGAUCACCGCGGCAACACAGACAAAAAACGACUCGCUCGGAGAUGCCGACUUCUUUGUGUCGUGGGGGUCGUCAGUGCGAGGAGUCUUCAUUCCCGCACUGCAACACACAUUCAAGUCUCCGGACUUGGAGCAGGUCUACCAGCAGUUCUCGUCCGGUCAGAGAAGAACCUCGCUGGUCGUCACCAACGUGAUCGACAUCCUGACCAGACUCCUCAUCUCGCUGCUAACGUGGCCGCCGGGCUGGUGGGGCGUGGCCUCUGUUUGGCUGGCCGGCCUGUCGGUCGUCCUGUGGGCGGGGAUCUGUGUGCUGGCGCUCAUCAGGAGGGAGGUGAUGUCAUCGCCACAGUGCCUGAGGUACCUGUCUGUGGUGAGCUGGCUCUCCCAGAUGCUGCAGGUGUUGGUGGGCGUGUUCAGCUGGGCGGAGAGCGAUCACUCCUGGUACGUCUUCUUCUCCCUGUUCUCCACCUACACUCUGCUGUUCCUCCCCCUCCUCUGGUCCAUCAUCGCAGGAGCGACCACCUCCACCCUGCACCUGCUGCUGGACUUCUGCUGUCAUUACGGCGACCGCACCUUCAUCAGAAAGGUGUUGUCGAAGGCCUUGUUGUACCUGGCCAUGAACAUCGCCGGUCUGUUCAUUCACUACCUGUCGGACCGGACUCAGAGACAGGCCUUCCUGGAGACCAGACGCUGCAUAGAGGGGCGAGUCAGACUGGAGAGAGAGAACAACAGACAGGAGCGUCUGGUGAUGUCCAUCCUGCCUCGUUUUCUAGUUCUGGAGAUGAUCUCUGACAUGGCCACCAUGGACGAGUAUCUGCUGCCUCAGCAGUUCCAUAAGAUCUACAUCCACCACUACAAAGACGUCAGCAUCCUGUUUGCAGACAUCAUCGGCUUCACUUCUCUGUCGCUGAUCCUUUCUGCUCAGGAACUCGUUAAAACUCUCAACGAACUCUUUGGUCGCUUCGACAGGCUGGCUGAGGAGCAUCAGUGUCUGCGUAUCAAGAUCCUGGGUGACUGUUAUUAUUGUGUAUCUGGAGUCCCAGAGCCUCAGGGAGGACACGCCCGCUGCUGCGUGGAGAUGGGCCUCAGUAUGAUCAACACCAUACGUUAUGUUCGUCGGGAGCUGCAGCAGGAGGUGGACAUGAGGAUCGGCGUCCACUCCGGUUCGGUUCUUUGUGGAGUUCUGGGAGUUCAGAAGUGGCAGUUUGACAUCUGGAGCUGGGACGUCGACAUCGCCAACAGUCUGGAGGCUGCAGGAGUGCCGGGGCGCAUUCAUAUCUCGCGGGCCACUCUGGACUGCCUGAACGGGAUCUACGAGACGGAGGCGGGGCACGGCCAGGAACGUAACGAGUUUCUACGGAAACACAACAUCGACACGUACCUGAUCCGCCCGGCGCCACAAGACGAGGUGGAGCCACCGAGAGCGAGACGUCCGAGUUACGACGAGAUGACGACCUGGAGCGCCGAGCUGCCGUUCGGAGACAUCCUGGGAAUGAACUUUAUCCUCGCCACCUUCACGAAUGGCUCUUUAACACAGCUGCCCAAUCAGGUUGCAGCGCAACAGUCGGGAUCACGGGAGGUCAACAAGAGGAUCUGUCAGGCCAUGAAGGUCCGGAGCAGCGAGCGAAUGAGGAAGGAGCACAUCACCACAUUCACUCAGGUGUUCAAGGACUCCCACAUGGAGGGAAAGUACUCCCAAAUGAGAGACGAACUCUUCAAGUCCAACAUGGUUUGUUCUUUCAUCCUGCUGCUGCUGCUGAUGGCCGUCCAGGCACUGAUCCCCGCCCCACGGUUGUUUUCGAUGGUGGCUCAGUUUGUGGUCAGCUGUAGCGUCUACUUCCUGCUCCUGCUGCUGACUCUGGGGGAGGAGUUUAAGCGUUGCCCCGCCCGCCUUCAGUCUCUCUGUUGCUGGGUUCAUGAAACCAAGAGCGCCCGAACCCUGCUCACGCUCACCGCCAUCGCCGUCAACUUCGGAGUCGCCUCCUCAGACAUCCUGUGGUGUGAUUCGUCAGAGACUCACAUCAACGGCAGUGACUCCAAGUUGGCUCCGCCCACCACCACCUGGUCCGACAUCAACAUCUGCACACAUCCAGAGUUCAUGGUGCUGAGCGGCGUGGUUGCCAUGGCUACCUGCGCGGUGUUCCUCAGGUUGAGCUGCGUGUUGAAGCUCGCUGUCCUCCUGCUGGCCACCGCCCUCUACACCUACCUCAUAGAGACACACAGGUCUCAUAACUUGUGCAAGAAAGGAGUUUGUGUCGUUCUCAUGGUGAUGUUUGUGGUAGCCGUGCUCUACAACAGCAGACAGCUGGAGGCGACGGCGCGGCUGGACUUCCUGUGGCGUCUCCAGGCGAGGAAGGAAGUGGAGGACAUGAAGGAGCUGAGGGAGCACAACGAGUGUCUGCUGCUCAACAUCCUGCCGGCCCACGUCGCCCAACACUUCCUGGGGAGGGACCGCUACAACGAGGAGUUCUACUCCGAGUCGUACGGGCGAGUCGGCGUCCUCUUCGCUUCUCUUCCGGGUUUCUCCGACUUCUACGAGCAGAAGGAGCUUGUUUAUCAGCACGUGUGUCUCCGCCUCCUCAACCGCAUCAUCACCGACUUCGAUGAGCUGCUGGAUGAAUGUUACUUCCAUGAGGUGGAGAAGAUUAAAACCAUCGGCAGUUCGUACAUGGCAGCUUCUGGUCUCUCUCCAGACAGACAGGAGUGUGAGGACGGCUGGCAUCACCUCAGCGAGCUGGUUCUGUUCGCCCUCGCCAUGCAGGAAACACUCACACACAUCAACGCCCAAACAGGAAACAGCUUCCAGCUCCGAGUCGGUAUCGCUCACGGCCCGGUGAUCGCAGGUGUGAUCGGAGCCACCAAACCUCAGUACGACAUCUGGGGGACGACGGUGAACAUGGCGAGCAGGAUGGAGAGCACCGGUGUCAGCGGGAGGAUCCAGGUCCCAGAAUCCACCAGCUGUAUCCUGGUGGAGCGAGGCUUCCUACGGCAGCUCAGAGGGAACAUUUACAUCAAAGGCAUCAGUGAACGCCACGGAAAGGUUCGAACGUUUUUCAUGAGCAGUCGCGAGGAACCUUCCAGUUUCAUGGAGCGUGGCGGUGGGCGGGGCUUCGGUCUGAACAGGAACACUCUGGGAGCUGUGGUCUACAGUCUGGUUCAGGCCAGGAAGAGAGAGAAGCUGAUAGAGGAGAACGGAGGCUUUCACCUGGUGGAGGCUUCGUAGGAGGAUCCAGUGACGUGAGUUAACAUCAGGACGCCAACCAGGAGAGAAACUAACGGUGCUCCAAACGUCUUCUUCUGACAUCGAAUUCAACGCGUUCUGUUUCAGGGGACGACGGUUUCGCUGUCGAUCUGAAGAUUUUUUGACUUUGUUUCUCUUUUGUGAAGUUUUUUUCUUUUUUUUAUAAAUGUACAUUUGGAUUCACAAAAACCUUUUUAAAAUCUAGAAGAGCAGCUGAAAAACCAACAGAAAUGUCUUUUCCCACGCUACAAAUGCAUCGACCACGGAGAGUUUGUCGAUUCAUUUUCUUGCGCUCGACUAAUCGAUUAAUCGACUAAUCGUUGCAGCUCUAACUAAUAUUAUAUUGUUUUUAAACAGUUACCUGUUUAAACUAUUUAUAUAAUCGAUUAAUCGUUUUAGGUAUUUUUUAAGCAAAAAUGUGGGAAAUUGCUUGUUUAAUCCUCUUAAAUUUGAGGAUUUGCUUCUAUUCUUUGUCAUUUAUGACAGUAAAUGAAGAGUCUUUGGGUUUUGGACUGUUAGUUGGACAAAAGAAGCAAUUUGAAGACGUCACUUUGGCCUCUGGAAAACUGUAAUUUCUUGACAUUUUACAGACUAAACGAUGAGUCGAUUAAUCGUGAAAACAGUCGGCAGAUUAGUCGAUAAUGAAAAUAAUCGUUAGUUGCAGCCUUAAUAUUUGUGUUCAUUAAUGGUGAUAAAUGAUGUGAACGUCCCGCGAGGUGCAGACAACUCGGCACAACACCGGCGAAGCUGAUGGUGUCUCUUCCUCGUCUGCCAACACACCCGCUGAAGCGCACCGACGCCCCCUUCUUUAAAGGUUAGGAUUAAAAGUUUGGAUUCAUUCUCGCUCUUUAAAAAGAUUUAUUAAAAGCUUCUUUCUUUCCA